Molecule: messenger RNA, 5629 nt
Organism: Xenopus tropicalis (tropical clawed frog)
Lineage: Eukaryota; Metazoa; Chordata; Amphibia; Anura; Pipidae
Gene: dgkz
Product: diacylglycerol kinase, zeta
Exons: 32
Coding region: 1090-4002 (970 amino acids)
Biological process (GO): phospholipase C-activating G protein-coupled receptor signaling pathway; glycerolipid metabolic process; signal transduction
Cellular component (GO): nucleus; plasma membrane; cytosol
Molecular function (GO): ATP-dependent diacylglycerol kinase activity; kinase activity; alkylglycerol kinase activity
Source: RefSeq, a predicted model, not a curated record
GACGCCUAUGUGUGCGGGUCCUCGGUGUAGGACGCACAGGCUUCAAACACUUCCUGGUUGGGAAGAGUCUUGUUAUUGUGAGCUGGGAAGUGACAGGAAACGUGUUGUGUGUCAGAGGGGAAGGAACCCUGCAUGCCUUUAGCACUGCUGACUGGGGCUGGGAAGCUUCGCUGGCAGCCAUAGGGUAUUGUGUAUGUGGCAGGUACAGUGGGCUGUGUGUGUGGGGCAGGAGGGCAGAGUGGGCAGAGUGGGCAGAGUGGGCAGGAGAGCAGAGUGGGCAGAGGCUUAGGCUGAUACAUAUCUUGCCCCACUGUGUAUUCCUAUUAGUAGUAGGGGUGUGUGUAACUGACUAGUAGUAGUGCAUUAUUCCAUUAACCCACCCCCAACAUUGGGAUCAAAAGCAAAUACCUAAGCUGCUUAUCAGCCAAUGUCCCCUAUACCCUCUAGUAUGUGCUUUUCUGUAUAGUUACGCCCCUUCGUGUGUUAAUGGAUUCCUACCGCCGUCACUAGUCUAUUGCUAGUCGUGUCACUAUUGUAUUAUAUUACUGUACAGGGAUCUGUCCCUUAUUCUCUUGGCACUUUCUGAUUGUAUCUGUGUUUGGGGUGUAGGGUUUCCAGGCUCGGCUGUAUACGGGGAUUACGGUUGCCACACUGCUAGUUAGGCUGCUCAUUCAUCUCUAGAGUCGGUUUGUUCUUGGAUUAAAGGGAGACGGAAGGCGUUUUAUAGUCAGGUUUCAAGUGACAAUGGACAGCCAUAGUACAACAACAGGGUUGUCAUUGUGAUCGCUUGGUUUGUAAGUAGAAAGCAGUGUCUUGACACAGCCAUGGAGUAAGAAUAAUUGUCGUGUAUGUGUAUAAUAUUAGGGCUGUGUCGUUGUGUGUACUGAUACCAAUGCCUAUGUAGACUUUUGCAAUGUUAUUUUGCAUUGUGUGUACACACCGGUAUCUGCAAGCAGUAUGCACAGUGCUCUGUGCUGGGCAGAUUCCUAAGGCAGGACUUGGCGCUCUCUUCCUUUGAUUCUGGGAGCAUGGCGUGAGGCCACACGGUUGCGUAGAUUUCGGGGGGGAGGGGGGGGCAGGUAAGAGGGCAUGGACGAGGACUUGGGCAAUAGCAGCUCGGGUGCUUCCAGCGAGUCGGAAAGGAACCCCGAAACCGAAAGGCUUGUGGUGAGCCGAAGACACAGCGUCAAGGCCUUCAGCGGGCUUCGAUUCUUCAGGCGCAGAAAAGCCAUUGCCAAGUCCGGCGCCCAGCACCUGGUGGCUACCCCCAGCGUCCUGCCCAGUGAGCCUGAUACCCAAGUGCGCAACACUGUGGACUGGACUGACGCCGCAGUGUACGGGGAUCACCUUUGGUUUGAAACAAAUGUAUCUGGAGAUUUUUGCUACUUGGGAGAACAAAACUGCACUUCCAAGCAAAAGUCAGCUUCGCGAAGAAAGUGCGCAGCUUGUAAGAUUGUGGUGCAUACGCCGUGCAUCGAGCAGCUGGAAAAGAUAAACUUCCGGUGUAAACCCUCAUUUAGAGAAUCUGGGUCUCGCAAUAUUCGGGAGCCUGUAAUUGUUCGGCAUCAUUGGGUUCACCGACGGCGACAAGCGGGAAAAUGUCGACAGUGCGGGAAGGGGUUCCAGCAAAAAUUUGCCUUUCACAGCAAAGAGAUUGUUGCAAUCAGCUGCUCGUGGUGCAAACAGGCUUAUCACAGCAAAGUAUCAUGCUUCAUGUUUCACCAUAUAGAAGAACCCUGCUCUUUAGGGGUUCACGCUGCUGUCAUUGUGCCCCCCACGUGGAUAAUUCGUGUGCGUCGGCCACAGAGUUCCCUCAAGUCCAGUAAGAAGAAAAAGAGGCCGUCGUUUAAGAGGAAACUCAGCAAGAAAGCAUCUGAGGAACCCAGGCAGCGGCCGUUUAUAAUCAGACCGGCACCGUGUCCCCUGAUGAAGCCUGUGCUUGUCUUUGUAAAUCCCAAGAGUGGUGGAAAUCAAGGAGUCAAGAUCCUUCAGUCCUUCAUGUGGUAUCUUAACCCUCGUCAAGUGUUUGAUUUGAGCCAAGGUGGUCCUAAGGAAGCGUUAGAAAUGUAUCGGAAGGUCCCUUCUCUGCGCAUCUUGGCCUGUGGUGGAGACGGCACUGUUGGAUGGAUCCUUUCCGCCUUGGACCAACUGCGCCUUUUUCCUCCUCCACCUGUUGCCAUCCUACCUCUAGGGACAGGAAAUGACCUUGCCAGAACACUCAACUGGGGUGGGGGCUACACAGAUGAGCCGCUCUCUAAGAUCUUAAGCCAUGUGGAGGAAGGGAUCGUUGUCCAGCUGGACCGGUGGAACCUGGUAGUGGAGAGGAACCCUGAAGCUUGGGAAGAUGAUAAGGGGGAUGGCGCCACGGAUAAGCUGCCAUUGGACGUAUUUAAUAACUACUUCAGCCUGGGGUUUGAUGCCCACGUCACACUGGAAUUUCAUGAGUCCCGAGAGGCAAAUCCUGAGAAAUUUAACAGCCGCUUCCGUAACAAGAUGUUCUAUGCGGGGACAGCGGUUUCAGACUUCUUCACUGGCAGCUCCAGGGACCUGGCUAAACACAUCCGGGUAGUGUGUGAUGGUGUGGACCUGACUGCUAAAAUCCAGGACCUCAAACUACAGUGUUUAGUCUUUCUUAACAUCCCUCGGUACUGUGCUGGCACGAUGCCAUGGGGAAAUCCAGGGGAGCACCAUGAUUUUGAACCUCAGCGGCACGAUGAUGGAUGCAUUGAAGUGAUUGGUUUUACCAUGGCAUCCCUGGCUGCUCUGCAGGUCGGAGGUCACGGGGAGCGUUUGCACCAGUGCCGAGAGGUUCUGCUUACCACCUCCAAGUCCAUUCCCAUGCAGGUAGAUGGUGAGCCCUGCAAGCUGGGGCCAUCGGUCAUAAAAAUCAGCCUGCGGAACCAGGCCAACCUUGUGCAGAAAACCAAGAGGCGCACAUCCGUCCCACUGCUCAACGAUCAGCAGCCAGUGCCAGACAGACUGCGUCUACGUGUUAACCGCAUAUCCAUGCACGACUAUGAAGCACUGCACUAUGAUAAGGAGAAGCUGAGAGAGGCCUCUCUCCCGCUGGGAGUUAUUGUGGUCCCCGGAGACAGUGACCUGGAGACUUGUCGCACACACAUCGAGCGGCUGCAGGAGGACUUCCCUGCCUACCCUACAAUCUUACAGCGCCUCGAUCUAAAGGAGGAUGGAACAGCUAGACCCCAAACUGUCUCGUCACAGAAGCUAUCCCCCAAAUGGUGUUUCCUUGACUCCACCACUGCUGACCGGUUCUACCGAAUCGACCGUGCACAGGAACAUCUGAACUUUGUGCUGGAGAUCUGUCAGGACGAACUCUAUGUGCUGGAUCCCGAGCUGAUCAUAACCCAGUCUGUUGGCACCUCCCCUGCCCUGCUGGACACCAGCGACAAAGCUGCCAGUCCCAACAACAGACUUUUCCAGUUCCCCCCACCUCCGAUUUCCCCCCCACUCACUGGAUCACCAGAUGGAUCUCAGAGGAGCAGAUCAGCGAGUGACACCUUUCUCACCAAACCAGUCUGCAGCCACAAUAGGAUGGAGGAAGGAUUCUCAGAGUCUCAGUCUAAUGAAAUAUUGUUGGAAGCUUCAAAAAAUGGCGACUUGGAGAGGUUUAGGGAGGCGCACCGAGCCGGGGGCACCCUGACCCUGAGAGACGCCCAGGGCUGCACUCUCCUGCAUCAUGCCGUCACCUCUGGGAGCAAGGAGAUUGUCAAGUAUAUCAUUGAGCAUGCUCCCGCUGAAAUCCUGGAUGUAGCAGAACUAAAGAGAGGGGAAACCUGCCUGCACCUCGCUGCGUCCUUCCGCCAGCGCACAAUCUGCCAUUACAUAGUGGAGGCCGGCGCGUCCCUGAUGAAAACAGACCUGCAGGGGGACACCCCGAAAAACAAAGCAGAGAAGGCGAAGGACCUGGAGCUGGCAGCGUACCUAGAGAACAGGCAGCACUACCAAAUGAUCCAAAGGGAGGACCAGGAGACCGCAGUCUGAUGCCGCUGGGUGGGAGACGAGGAGAAACCGUACCCCCCCCCCCCCCCCCCAGACUUGAACCUCUCUACGGAAAUCCUAAACUUCCUAUUCCCUUUGAUGGGAGAACUGCACUUUUGUCCACACCCUCUCCCAGCAGAAGGCCUUACUCUACAUCUCCCAGUCACCCCCUUUCAAGUCUUGGGAGAAUGUUCCCUUUCACUGACAUUGGGACACCCCUACUCCCUGCAGCGCAUCAGACUGCCCCCCCAAACUGAGUAUCAUUACACCGCAGCCAGCUCUAUAGGGGCACACGAUUGGCUCUGUGUCUCUCUUAUGGAUCAGACCAUAAAGGAAGGGGGGGGGGGGGGGCAUUCUUACUCUGCAUAUUUGCUUUUAUACACACAAGGGAGUGCUGCCAUAGCUGGGACAACAGAUCAGAAAGGCUACCUCUUUAUCACCACUGGGGGCGCUGUUCGCAGUGAUGGAGCAGCAGCAAGCACUCAUGUACAAAUGCAGAAAUGUUUGGGGGGUUGUAAGGUAUAGCUUCCCCUUUAAAGCGAUUGUAAGCAGAGUAUUUCCGUUCUUUAGAGCAGUGACGUUGGGCGGCUGCCUGGGAUUAUGGGGGGGCUGUGGGUCACUGCUUUAGAGAGAGGCCCCCGUAUAGACCUGCUCACUGUGCAUACCUCACUAUAGGCUGUAUUAUUAUUUUUCUAGGAUCGCUGUUAGACCUACUUUUUAUUUGUGGUUGUUUUUGCACAAUUCCUUGCACAUACCACCCCCCCCCUCCCAUUUAGGCUCAGGAUUAGACACCCCUCUUUCCCCUGCUCCCAGGAUUCUGCCCAUACGGUGCUGCUCUUCUGCGCGGGGCCCUACCCCCAUACAUUCUGUGCGUUGGAGCGACCCCCCCGUGUCCCACUUGUCCUGUGUAUAUGGCUGGUUUGGUCCCUUUGUCCUUACCCUACUACCAGGUGUGCUAACUAGACAUAGGAGCGAUUGGAGUGUUUGUAGUUUUAUUUUAGCCCCCCCCCCCAUCCAGAGCACAGGUUCCUGCCUACAGAUUGCGGGGGUCAUUUAUAAACACUGGGCAAAAUUGCACCCAAUCAGAUGUUUGAUUUUAUUGUUCUGACAUUGAAAGCUAAUCACUGAUUGGUUGCUAUGGGUUACUGCCCAGGUGCAACGUUGCAGUUUUGCUCCGAUACUGCCCCUCCCGAAAGCCCUACAUUCUCUCUGUGGCUGUUGUUGUUGCACAUAGCGGGCGCCAAUCCGUCUUAUACUUGACCUUUACCUUUGGACCAGGAACUACAUCAGUCAUUCAGCCAUCUUGGACCAGUCACUGUUGGACAUUUUUUUUUUUUUUUCUUUUGUCGCUGUUGUUUUCAGCCAUCUUGCUGUAAUCACCGGCCAUGUCGACUACGGCCCUAGCCGCCAUCUUGGUGCAGCUGUUUGUGGCAUUGUUGCCCCGCCCCCUGCACCCAUGAGUAUUGUAACCUACAAACUAUAUUAUCACUGAGAUGAGUUAUUUGUUUCAUGCUGUUCUUUUUAUUUCAGUUGUUUUAUUUUAACUUAUUGCAUAUUUUAUCAUAGUUUUUUUUUGUCAUUUUGUUAUAAUAUUGAUUAACGAUGUCAAAGAAUUACACUUUUAACCUCC